AUGCAACAUAAUGAAAACAGUAGCAUUGAUGACAAUGAAUUCGUUAGUGAUUCAGAUUAUAAUAAUCAAUAUUAUGCCAUAAAUGCAAUAGAGAUUAACAAGAUCAUUUCAUAUAAGUGCGACUGUAGUUUUGAGAACAGUGAGAGUGAAGCUCACGUUUACAAUAGCAGCAGAAUUGAACCUGGGGCUAAGAUCAGCCACAGCAAAACUAUUAAUGCUUUGCUUAAAUCCAAGUCAAGUGUCAAGAACUAUAACAAACUGCGAUAUAAGACUGAUUCUAAGCAAAGUCAAACACCAUUUGCCUGUAUGAAGCUCAUGUCAGUUAGUGAUAUGUUUUUUCAAAUGCUGACUUAUUCAGCUACAAGAGAACUCCUCCGUUACAGAGCAAACCAGAAAUCUGUAGCUGGUCAGCUCAUCAAUAUUUUUGAUGGUGACAGUUACAAGCAGUUAGUGUAG
Molecule: messenger RNA, 456 nt
Organism: Phycomyces blakesleeanus NRRL 1555(-)
Lineage: Eukaryota; Fungi; Mucoromycota; Mucoromycetes; Mucorales; Phycomycetaceae
Exons: 4
Coding region: 1-456 (151 amino acids)
Source: RefSeq, a predicted model, not a curated record